CCGCCCAAAGUUGGUUAUCAGCUGGACAGCUACGGCUUGUCUCGGCUUACAAGGCCAAGCCCCAAGACCCCUUUCUCUGACCUGGCUGAUGAUGAGAAGAUCUUUGGGGGUGAAGACAGCUCCCAGCUGGAACAGAGCCAUGAACCUGCCCUGCUCUCAGAGAUCACAGAGGAGGAUCUAGAAGCCAUCCGUCAACGUGAAGAAGCUUUCCAACAGAUUGAGAGUGAUAUGUUGGAUGUCAACCAGAUCAUUAAAGACUUGGCAUCUAUGGUGUAUGAACAGGGAGACACAAUAGAUAGCAUUGAGGCAAACAUCGAAACGGCCUCCUCAAAUGUCGACUCUGCCAACGAGCAUUUGGCCAAAGCGAGUCAGCAUCAACAGCGAGCAAGGAGAGUGAAAUGUUGUGUUAUCUCUGCUGGGCUGGUCGUUCUUCUGAUCUUCAUCAUCAUCAUCGCGGUUUCCAUCAAGAAAUAAACCCGGCUGAUUUUUUCACAGGUAGGGCCUUCUGACUGUCCCAAAGAUGCUUUUUCAGGAGGCAACUGGACUUUCUUGAUUUUUCUUUGAAGACGUUUCGCUUCUCAUCCCAGAAGCUUCUUCAGCUCUGACCGGAUGGUGGGGAACGGAAGGAUUUAUACUCCUUCCAGUUGGUCAUUUGUGUCCUUUUAGAGAGUCAUUGAGGCCACUUGGAGGUUUUAUCUGUGUCCUCAGGGGUCACCUAAUGGGUGUGAAGCCUUGGCUGCAGAAUGUUUACCGCCCUGGGUCCCUUCCCUGUUGACGACGGGCGCAGGCUGUUGGGGGUGCGUCUGUGUUGUCUGCAUCUCACACUGAAACGCAAACAGUUCCUCUAGUCUGCAAUGUUUUCUGGAAAUCCAUUCACGCUCCCGCCCCAUUCGAAGGGGUUCCAUCCCAAAGUGCAUAUGUGCUGCUAACAGCGGAUGUUUUUGCAUUGACAACAGAGGGAAAUGUAGCCAUCUUUUACCUUUUGCUUUUAGAGUUAGAUUAUGCUGGGAGGGAGGAUGUGAACGAGAGUCCAGCUAAUCAUAACAACACUAAACUUAG
Messenger RNA from Crotalus tigris (Tiger rattlesnake), 1059 nucleotides. RefSeq names its product t-SNARE domain-containing protein 1-like. Gene Ontology annotation, molecular function: SNAP receptor activity; SNARE binding. Gene Ontology annotation, cellular component: endomembrane system; SNARE complex; membrane. The record is from RefSeq and is a predicted model, not a curated record. The transcript is spliced from 5 exons. Gene Ontology annotation, biological process: vesicle fusion; vesicle-mediated transport; intracellular protein transport. NCBI's taxonomy places the organism in Eukaryota, Metazoa, Chordata, Lepidosauria, Squamata, Viperidae. The annotation marks the transcript as partial.